AUGGACACGGAAAAAUUAAUUCUUCUAAUUCAAGAAAGAGAAUGUUUGUGGAACCAGAAAAAUGACAAUUACCAUAGUAGAGAUGAUCAACGACGUAGUUGGAACGAAGUUGCCGAAGAAUCAAAGAUGAAAGUUGAAGAACUGAAGAAGAAAUGGAGAGGUCUAAGAGAUAUAUUCAGAAGGGAAUACAAAAAAACUACCACGCAUAGGUCUGGUGACUCAGGAGAAGAGUACAUCCCUAAAUGGCCUUUUUAUAAAAUACUGUUUUUUCUCAAAGAUACAAUAACUUCAAGAGACUUGAAAUGUAGCGUUCCUGAUGAAUCAGAGUCCGACCUUGUGCGUGAUUGUCCCACAGAAGAUGAUAGUGAAUCCAAUCACCAUCAACCAUCACAAGUUAGGUCACCAUCACCACAAACCCAAAUGCCACCAAUCUCUCGACAUGUUUUCAAGUCACCGCCAAAGAAGGUAGCCAAAGGGCCGAAGCACCCAUCUAAUUUCGACGAGAAACUCCUCCAAAUCGAGGAAGUUCAUCCUCACUAG
Molecule: messenger RNA, 540 nt
Organism: Onthophagus taurus
Lineage: Eukaryota; Metazoa; Arthropoda; Insecta; Coleoptera; Scarabaeidae
Biological process (GO): regulation of transcription by RNA polymerase II
Cellular component (GO): nucleus; transcription regulator complex
Molecular function (GO): DNA binding
Source: RefSeq, a predicted model, not a curated record